AUGUUGAGCUUGUUGGGAAAGUCAGCGACACAACGGGCCAUCGAGAACCAUCUCGCUCAGCGAGACAUCGCUCUUGGCUUCGCUUUACCUGACGAAACUCCGAGCAGCAAGACGCUCGUCGUGCAAGAUAGCGAGAGCCCGUACAAUGGAUUGAAUGUGGCUCUCGCCGAGAACGAUCUCGAGAUCCUCUCGUGUGACAUUGCUGGCAUCACCUCUGGCAUCAGAGCCGGCCGCUGGACUUCGACGCAAGUUCUCUGCGCCUACGUGCGUGCUACUCGUCGAGCACAGAUUCGAACCAAUUGCCUGACCGAGGUGUUCAUCGACAAGGCGCUUCAGCGUGCAGUCGAGCUCGAUACGCACUUCGCCAAGACGGGCGAGCUGGUCGGCCCGCUACAUGGUGUGCCCAUCUCGCUGAAGGACAUGUUCAACUACUCUGGCGUCAAGACGACGAUCGGCUUUUCAGAAUGGAUCGCAAAACCGCCGGAGCCCGUUACAGCCUCCGUUGCCUCGAUCUGCAACCAUCUCGGUGCGCUUCUAUACGUCAAGACCAACAUCCCCCAAACGUUCAUGACCUUCGAGAGCACCAACCCGGUGUUUGGAAGAACGAUCAACCCCUACUCUCCCGAUCAUACCUCAGGUGGAAGCUCCGGCGGCGAGAGUGCCAUCAUCGCCUGCGAUGGAUCAGCUGCCGGUCUGGGUACAGACAUUGCAGGAAGUUUGAGAAUUCCAUCGCAUCACGCGGGUAUCUAUACGAUCAAGCCAAGUCCCGGAAGAUGGUCGUACACUGGAAUGUGCGAUUACGGCAAAGGAUUCGAGAGCAUCCAGGCUGUAGCCGGUCCCAUGUGCAGAAGUGCAGCUGAUGUUGAGACGCUGUUCGUUGAAGUGGCGAGACAACACGUACCCAAAUGGCUGCGCAACAAGAGGGACAAGAACGACCCUGCUGUGCUCAAAGAAGCGGUGGAGAAUGACGAGGCUAUGGCGCGCUUCCGCAUUUCUGACUCAUCGACUGUGGUGCUCAACGAAGCGUGGCUCAACCCGCUCGGCAUGUCGGAAGCUCGUGGCACGCCACUUCGCAUCGGUUUCGUUGUCGGCGAUGGUAUCCACCGCACUACGCCUGCCUGCUACCGUGCCAUCCUCGAGUGCGUCGCUGCGCUCAGGGCCAAGUACAGUGGCCAACAAAUCGAGCUGAUCGAGAUCAAUCCUAGCCAGCUGCAGACGCUCGAAGUUAUGCGUAUCUUCCUCCGUCUCUUCACCGCCGACGGCUUCCGCAACCUCGAGGCUUACCUGGGACCCGACAAGCUGAUCGCCCAGGUGCAGAUGCCCGUCCGACUUAGUCGGAUUCCACAAUGGUUGCGCGGCGUCAUCGUAUUCUUUAUCCGCUACAUCAUCCGAGAUCGUAUCUAUGCAGAGCUAGCUGGAUCUGCGCGUCGGCUCACGGCUGCCGAGCAUGCCGACGUGCUCGAGCGUCGAGAGCGUUUCGUUGACAGGUGGAACCACACCAUGUGGGAAGACCUCGCACUCGAUGCAUUCAUCGCCCCCACACAAGCUUGUCCCGCAGUCCCGCACGGUGGGGCCAGCCACAAUUCAGCGAUGGCGGGUUUCACAGUGCUGUACAACAUUGUCAAAGCUCCCGUCGCCGUACUCCCCGUUCUACGUGUUGAUGUAUCACACGAUUCGCACCAGGAGAAGCAUUACGAGCAUGCUUCGCCCGAACAGCGAGCAGCAUUCACAAAGUGGGCUCACGAUAAGAGGUGGAAGGAGACGAGCAAGGUGUGCAAUUUUUUGCUCUACAAGACGGCAUACGAUGCACAGAAGAUGCACGGUCUGCCGGUGGGCGUUCAGGUGGUGACGAGACCCUACCACGAUGAAAAGGCGAUCGGGAUCAUGAGGCUGAUCGACGAAGCUCUGCCAUCGCCGGAGAAGAGAGGAGGAGAGUGGAAGAACAAGAUCGACCCACAGGGAAACAGAAUACCGCAAGAAGCUGCCAAGUCGGCUGUUGGAUUCGGACCCGGCACUCUUACCAAGGCUUUGUUUCAGUAG
This is a messenger RNA of Mycosarcoma maydis (corn smut), 2040 nucleotides long. RefSeq lists its product as uncharacterized. The record is from RefSeq and is a predicted model, not a curated record. The transcript has a single exon. Bases 1 to 2040 code for a protein of 679 amino acids. Lineage: Eukaryota; Fungi; Basidiomycota; Ustilaginomycetes; Ustilaginales.